Bipolaris maydis ATCC 48331 is the source of this 2257-nucleotide messenger RNA. RefSeq lists its product as uncharacterized. The record is from RefSeq and is a predicted model, not a curated record. Lineage: Eukaryota; Fungi; Ascomycota; Dothideomycetes; Pleosporales; Pleosporaceae. Gene Ontology annotation, cellular component: nucleus. Gene Ontology annotation, molecular function: histone H4K20 methyltransferase activity; protein binding.
AUGGCGCCCUCGACCAAACUCACGCUGGACAAGCUCGCGACUUUCGACGACAUCAUCACCGACGCUGUCAUCGACAAGGUCUACGGCUGGUUCACCAUCCGCAAGAAUAGAGGUGGCCGGUUCUCCGGCCUGCGCGGCCUGGAUGGCGAACACGUCGCCGACAUCAUUCGCCAACACGUCAUCUGGGACAAAGAUCCUGCCGAGGCUGUGCAGAAACUGCUGCAGUUGCCUCGUCUGCGUCGAUUCCUGGUCGGCCUGAAAGACGAGCGCGACCAGGAGCAGUUCAGGAGGCACCUCCGCAGAUACAUUAACAUCUACAUGCCCGACUGCCAGUUCGACGUGACAACUACGAAUCGCUACACCAUCACCGAGCACGAGGCCUCAAUCACCGCACGGCGCGACAUCAACCCACGUGAGGAGAUCAAGUACCUGACCGGCGUCCAGGUGGCCAUGACCGAAGAGCAAGAGAAAACUUUGGAACUACAGCGCAAGGACUUCAGUUUGGUCAUCUCGAGUAGAAAGAAGACACGCUCUCUCUUUCUGGGCCCAGCACGCUUCGCCAACCAUGAUUGCGAUGCCAAUGCAAAGCUCACCACCAAGGGAUACGACGGCAUGCAGAUUGUUGCAAUUAAGCCCAUUUCCGAGGGUGAGGAGAUUACUGUGUCAUAUGGCGAGGAUUAUUUCGGCGAUGACAACGAAGAGUGUCUGUGCAGUACAUGUGAGAGCUUGCAACAGAACGGAUGGGCACCAAUGAAGCGAGUAGAGCGCAGCGAUGACGAGGAACCUACUGCGCAAACCGAACCCACAAGUGAUAGGCAGGAUGAUGUCGAUUCUGAAGACAUACAGACGUCUGUAAAGCGGCGGUGGGAAGAUUCCACCAUUGAAGACCCUGAGUCUGACUCCAUGCCGACUUCCAAGCGAGCCAAACUUGAACAAAAGACCUCGCCGACAAAGCCUGAUGAGUCGGACUUGUUGCGAAUGACGACACUGAAAAAGGCUCAUAGCACAUCAUCACUACGACAGGAAAUUGCUGUUUCGAGCAUAGAAGAUCCUUCCAGCAACUUGGCCGCACUUCCGCAAAUAUCACGCGAGAUGCGUAACCAGCAGCGCGAAGGCUUCCUCACAGUGAGGACGGAUGAAACCGUUUCUUCUAGGGAAAUCUCGCCGCAAUCUUCAAUAGCGGCUGCAUCGCCAAAGUCUUCAGAAUCGACGGAUGCCACUUCAAUUGACGACGAUCAUGUUCAUGAGGGCGGCGAAUCAAAAGACAAAGUCGACCCACAAACCAUUCAUGAUCAGCCGACAUUGGGAGUAACGACAGUGAAGGAGGAAGUUACUACGACUACGGUAAACGCCCCGUGGCCCUCUCUACCUGCAGCAGAACCAGACUCUAUGUCCGAUCUCAGCGAACUUUCUGAGAGUUUCGAAUUUGACGAUGGAAAUCAGCAGAUUGUCAAGCGUAAGCCACGCCCCGUUAUCCGAACCACUCGCUCCAAAUCACGCUUUGACGUUCAGAACCGCGUCGGAACGCCCAUUACGAUCGAAGACGGAGACGAGGCCGAUUAUGUCGAGAACACGCGCAAACCGGGUGACUACAUGACUUCUAAUGCAGUGCUCUCUGCCAAGGGCUCCAAGUGGGUCAACUGUCACACAUGCGAAAUGGACUUUGUCCAGCAGGAGGGCAAUAACACUCGUAAGGAAUGCCCGCGGUGUGAGCGUCACUCCAAACUGUAUGGUUUUCCCUGGCCAAAGACGGAAAGAGAGGGUAAGCAUGACCGAGAACAGCGCGUUCGUGACCAUCGUACCGUGCACCGCUUUGUCGCGCCAGACGAGGAGCGCCAGUUGAAGCGCGACAAGACGAGAAAGAUGAUUAGAGACAACAUCAAAGAGCGGUUUUCAACACCACGCAGUGCCAGAGAUACCAUGAGUUCGAGUGUCGAAGUCGACAGUGGACGCAGGAGAAGAAGAAUUCGGAAGACCAUGUAGGGCAUAAAUCUAAGAACCACGCUUUCGAAAAGAGGGUGCAGAAAGACGUGGAGAAUAAGAGGGUGGACUUUGGCUUUUGUAUAUUGACAUUUCCGAUACACUCUUUCCACAAAAUAGCAUAUAGCGAGGCGCUUUCGGCGAAGGAGCUUGUACGAUAUCCGUCAACGAUUUACCGCAUGGACACGUUUUUAUUAAUGCCAUUAAGUUUUUAGUUCACAUACAAUAUUGAAGCUGCAUCCUACGAAAGUAGAUGAUGAAUCGAUUUUCUUACCGG